GUACUUUUGACCUCGGUGGCUGCGAUGACAACGCGAGGCAUCACCGCGACAAGCGCCGUGGAAUUCCUUCGAAUCUGCGGGCAACUCAAGCGCUUGAAACGCACAGGCUGGGUCAACCAUCACGUGAAUGGCCCCGAGUCGGUUGCCGAUCACAUGUACCGCAUGGCGAUGUGCACGCUGCUGCUCGAUGGAGACUCGUCGUUGGACAAGACACGGUGCAUCAAGAUGGCCAUCGUGCACGACUUGGCGGAGUCGUUCGUCGGCGACAUCACUCCUCACGAUGGCGUGUCCAACGAAGAAAAGCAUCGCCUGGAACUGAAUGCCAUUGACAACAUUUGCAGCAGGCUCGGGCACUCGCAGGCUGCGUUGGAGAUCAAAGAAUUGUGGCACGAAUACGAAGACGCCACGUCCGACGAAGCGAAAUUGGUCAAAGAUUUCGAUAAAUUCGAAAUGAUUUUGCAAGCCGACGAGUACGAAGGCGCUCAAGACAACCUUCAACUGGACCAGUUCUUUGCGGGUACCCAAGGCAAGUUCAAGACGCCCCUGGUACAGUCAUGGGUCGCCGAGCUCGACGCGCAGCGCCACCGUCGACGUACGGCGUCCACACCCAAAGCGCCAACGACAACCUCUUAACAUAGCCAUAGUAUAUGAACCAGACUCGUGUUAUUAUGACCAA
Messenger RNA from Aphanomyces astaci, 676 nucleotides. RefSeq lists its product as hypothetical. The transcript has 7 exons. Gene Ontology annotation, molecular function: 5'-deoxynucleotidase activity. NCBI's taxonomy places the organism in Eukaryota, Oomycota, Saprolegniomycetes, Saprolegniales, Verrucalvaceae. Bases 25 to 633 code for a protein of 202 amino acids. Gene Ontology annotation, cellular component: cytoplasm. The record is from RefSeq and is a predicted model, not a curated record.